Messenger RNA from Aspergillus welwitschiae, 2448 nucleotides. Its product is annotated as Zn(II)2Cys6 transcription factor domain-containing protein. Gene Ontology annotation, biological process: regulation of DNA-templated transcription. The coding region runs from base 1 to 2448 and encodes 815 amino acids. The record is from RefSeq and is a predicted model, not a curated record. The transcript has 4 exons. Gene Ontology annotation, molecular function: zinc ion binding; DNA-binding transcription factor activity, RNA polymerase II-specific. Lineage: Eukaryota; Fungi; Ascomycota; Eurotiomycetes; Eurotiales; Aspergillaceae.
AUGACCACGAAGAGAACGUUCGACCAAGCUGGACUUGGGGACGAAGAGAAUCAGGCCGUGAAACGGCAAUCGGGCGAGGAUCAGUCCUUCAGCCCCGAUGACCUUUUUGGUGACCUCGGGCUUGACGUUGACGUUGAUGAUAUUCAAGAUCCGCAUCCUGAUCAGACAUAUCUUUUCAAAGCUAUGCAAUCCUCCAACCAAGCUCAGGCUCGUGUAUUGGAGGAUACACAAUUACAACAAGACCUGGACCCUACUUAUCUCCCAGUUUCCCUGGAAGGUAUAACAGCACACAUGAUCCCGACCAAACCUGCAUCGACAGUGGACGACGGUCUUGACCCCCUUGUCGAACGGUCGUCCGCGAGCGAUGGUGCAUCCCGGGGCAAUGAUGACCAGACAUCUCUGGAUGGAGGUGUCUCCGCCAGUCAGGUCACCUUUGACAACGGAGGUCCUGCUGAAAGCAACAAUGCACCCACUGAUAAUCCUGCUGCAGCGGCGGCUGCCAACGUACAGAUACCUCAAGAGGAAGCCCCAGCGCCGCCCAAGAAGAGAAAAGGACGCCCUCCGGGCUCUCGCAACGCCACCACCCGUGCCUCUAAGAAGAAAAAGACCAAAGAUGAUUCGUCAGAAAAGACAGAUGACGAAAAGGAAGAUCGAAGGGACGCGUCACAGGAAAUGCGCGACAACUACCUAAAGAAAAUCCCAGCCAGGCCCCUCAGGCCGGGCGAAGAGGAGGACGAGACAGAAGCAGAGCUAAGCGAAGAUGACGAAGAAAGUGAGGUGGAGGGCAGAAAAGGGAAGAAGGGGAAGAGAGAUUCCUCGCGGACCACCCUUGCCUGUGACAAUUGUAAAAUGCGGAAAGCGAAAUGCGACAAGGGGUUGUUCGGCUGCGGGAAGUGCAGGGAAAGUAAAAAGACUUGUUGGGUUACUGAUCCAAUUUGGCUUCGCACUGAGCGUCGCGGAGCCAUCAUAUUGAUGCGUCGGAAGAUCACGCAUCUGGAGUGGUGGAACAACUGUCUUGAUCAGGCAGCACGAGCACUCAGCAUCAGAGUGCAAGACCUCCUAGAACAGCUUCGAAAUGCGAAUAUAACUCCAGUUCCCGAGAAGCCUAUAGGCAUCGACAUCACUAAGCCCCUUAUGCAACAAACUAUACGUUAUCUAAAGCAGAGCCGAAGGGGCGCAAACACUCUUGAUGAAUACCCUGCUGAAUUCAAUACCCAGGGGCCUGGCGAUUUGGAAGACUUGAUAAGCUCUCCGUUGGAACCCUAUCCCGAGAACCAUCCAAAGGGGCAUCCUGAAUACAACACCCAGGGUGAACCCGACCUCGAGGACUACGUCGAUGACGGAUUUGGUGACCCGACGCCGAAUACAAUCAGGCAAAUGUUUGAACAGAAGCUCGCAAGGGGCUCAAGGGCCCAAGCACAGGGGCCCGCUGGAUCACAACAGAACGGAGCCAUGCCCGGCCAUGUUGAUAAUGGCACCAGGCCCGCGCACCCGACGGGCCGUCGUCCUUCGCAGCAGGGGACUAUACAAUAUCCCGCAACUCCCCCUGCUGCAGCUCUUGGGUGUCGUUAUGCGCAGGUAAACAUGGGCCAGCUUUCGAAGCAGGCUGGCCUGCAACAAGAUCCCACCUACAACGCUCAAUUCAAUCAGCUGCCGUCGGGCCAAUUCCCACCCAACUUCCCACCCACUACGCCUUACCUAGCCAACCAGCCCUUCUUCGCCCUUCCCCCGGGUUAUCAGCAACCCCGGCCACAACCCCAGCAGCAGCAGCAGCUGAAACAGCAACGCCAUGCUGCUCAGCCCUCCACCACCGUUCCAGCACCACCUGCGACCGAAUCCUCCAUCUCAACUCGUUGGCCCCGAUCCGAGACCUCCUCCAUGCAGGGCAAUAACAACAUGUUCGCCCAUGCUGCCCGACAGGUACACUCCAGUGCCCUCGAAGACCUCGCCAGAUACCAAUAUCAGCAGCAGCAACAGCAGCAGCAGCAGCAGCAGAUGGCCAACGCCAACCUCCCCGCCACUCCCAAGCAGCCCACCAACUACGAAACCCUUCCCCAAAUCAACACCCCCGGAUACUCAGCCCAUUAUCCCUACGAGCAGGGUAAUACAGGUCAAGACGACGCCCAACUCGCUGCCGCUGCAUAUGCCGAUCUAUCUGACCCUAAUUUCGAACGGCUUCUCACUGCAAAUGAAUAUAGUUACUAUGGCACUGACCCCGCUAUAGGAUGGUCGAGCAUACCCGGAGUCUCGGCCUACCCGCCUGAAGAUAUGAGCUUGGCUGCUGUGCCUUCUUCGUCGGCGGGUGUUUCGCAGCCUCCGACCUCGGCGGCGACUACUACUGCCACUACUGCCACUGCUUCUGAUGCUACGUCUCAUAAGAGGGCGAAGAGGGGUGGUGGAAGGAAGAAGCAGCAGCAGCAGCAGCAGCAGCAGCAGUCGCAGCAGUAA